UCGUCUCGUUGAUAGAGUAUAUCCACACACAAUUUUACUUCUAUUAGUAUUCUAUAUUCCUUGUAUCACUUAUAUUAUGGUCGGCUCAGAAAAAUCAAUCCAUUUGCUGAGAGCUCACACUUCUAUCUCAUGGAGACGUGGUUCCUCGUCUUCAUCUGCAUCGCCAUUUCUGCAUUUCUGAAAGUUCUCAUCGACCUUUUCUUUCCUUCCAAGGAUCCCAACCCCAACCUCAACCUCCCUCCUGGUCCCCUUAACUCUCCUAUCAUCGGCAACAUUCUAUGGCUCCGCAAAUCCUUCGCUGAACUCGAGCCCGUCAUUCGUUCCCUCCACGCUAAGUUCGGCCCAGUUAUCACACUCCACAUCGGCCCUCGCCCCGCUAUUUUCGUUGCUGAUCGCUACCUUGCCCACCAUGCCUUGAUCCAAAACGGUUCAGUUUUUGCUGACCGGCCCUCUGCUCUUGCUAUUGGCAAAAUAAUCAGUAGCAAUCAGCAUAACAUCAACGCGGCCUUUUACGGCCCUACAUGGCGUCUCCUCCGGCGGAAUCUCACUUCAGAAAUCCUCCAUCCUUCAAGGGUGAAGUCCUAUUCUCACGCAAGAAAGUGGGUGCUGCAAAUCCUCCUCAAUCGCUUUGAAUCGCAGUCGAAAUCUGGACAUCCGGUUCGUGUUGUGGAUGUUAUUCGUUACGCCAUGUUUUACCUGCUAGGCCUCAUGUGCUUUGGUGACAAGCUCGAUCAGAAACAAAUUAAAGAAAUUGAAAGAGUUGAGCGUGACUUGCUUUUGAAUAGUGGCAGAUUCAAUUUACUCAAUUUCUGGCCAAGAUUGUUCAAAAUCGUGUUUCGCAAACUCUGGUCAGAGUUCUUGCAGCUUCGAAAGAACCAAGAAGACGUAUUAAUUCCUUUAAUAAGAGCAAGAAAGAAGGUAAAAGAAGAAAAAUUGAGCAAAUCCAAGAACGAAAAUGAUGACUAUAUCUUAUCAUAUGUUGAUACACUUCUAGAUCUUCAACUUCCUGACGAGAAAAGGAAGCUCAGCGAAGAUGAAAUUGUUACUUUGUGCAAUGAAUUUCUUAACGCAGGCACAGACACUACCUCCACGGCCUUGCAAUGGAUAAUGGCGAAUUUGGUUAAGUACCCACAUAUUCAGGAGAAGCUUUUCAUGGACAUUAAAGGGGUUGUUGGAGAUGCAGCAGAAGAGAUAAAGGAAGAUGAUCUGCAAAAGAUGGCGUAUCUGAAAGCUGUAGUUUUAGAAGGGCUAAGGCGGCACCCACCAGGGCAUUUUGUGCUGCCACAUGCAGUGACUGAAGAUGCAAUGUUGGGUAACUAUUUAGUGCCCAAAAAUGGGACUAUAAAUUUCAUGGUAGCAGAGAUGGGUUGGGAUCCAAAGGUGUGGGAGGAUCCAAUGGCGUUCAAGCCUGAGAGAUUCAUGGGGAGUGAAGAGGUGUUUGAUAUAACAGGAAGUAAGGAGAUUAAGAUGAUGCCAUUUGGAGUGGGAAGGAGGAUGUGCCCUGGCUAUGGCUUAGCAAUGCUUCAUUUGGAGUAUUUUGCAGCUAAUCUGGUAUGGAAUUUUGAGUGGAAAGCCGUGGAUGGAGAUGAUAUUGACCUUUCUGAGAAGCAGGAGUUUACAAUGGUGAUGAAGAAUCCAUUGCAGGCCCUCAUAUCUCCCAGGUUCAAAAAAAUAAGGUGAAAUUAAUGUUAUAGCAUUAGUAGCUCACUAAUAUACAACUAGUUGCAUAAUUGCCUUUAGCUUUCAAUAUUACUGUUAGAAUGCAGGAUAUAAAAAAUAGAAUCAUACUUCAUUUAAGUAGUUUGUUGUAUGAGGAUAUUGAAAUAAUUAAUUAACUAGGAGCAGAUCAUGUAGAUUAUGAUAAAAAGGGACAGGACACAUGCUUAUAGUUAUUUAAGUAUGAAGAGAGCAGAGUAUAUUGCUAA
Messenger RNA from Hevea brasiliensis (rubber tree), 1925 nucleotides. RefSeq names its product cytochrome P450 89A2-like. The record is from RefSeq and is a predicted model, not a curated record. The coding region runs from base 130 to 1680 and encodes 516 amino acids. Lineage: Eukaryota; Viridiplantae; Streptophyta; Magnoliopsida; Malpighiales; Euphorbiaceae. Gene Ontology annotation, cellular component: membrane. The transcript has a single exon. Gene Ontology annotation, molecular function: iron ion binding; oxidoreductase activity, acting on paired donors, with incorporation or reduction of molecular oxygen, NAD(P)H as one donor, and incorporation of one atom of oxygen; heme binding.